GUAAUUGGAAACCAACCCUAAGCUCCUUUUAUCUCCGCUCCAAAGGUAGCCCCGAUUAUUGCUGACUUAAGCAUCGGAGUGUCUACCUCGAGGAUCCACCUCGGGGCUUUGCAGGUCAAUCCUGAGUGCAGACACGGACUGAAGAAGGACUUCUGGUUUGGUGCAGUUACAUUUUGGCGCCGUCUGUGGGAAUCUGAACUAAAGGCUCCCUUGUUGCUCUUAUCAUGGUUAAGACUAGGUCAGCCCGAGGUGGAAACUCGUGUCAGCCUCUUGGACGAGGUCAGGUCCCCAGCAACCUUCCACCUCAUCCCCCACCCCCAAUCCCGAAUACAUUCCCUCAUGUUGACCAUACAAAAGGAGGGGAUGAAAAUCAGCCACACAAUUCGGCUCGCAACUCAGCCUCUACUGCUAACCAAGACGUAGUUGCAACUCAGCUCACUGCCAUGCAACAGCAGUUUGGUGUCUUUCAGCUAGUGCUGGCUCAGCUAUUAGCCCGGAACAAUCCUGUUCAGCAACCCCUUCAUGAUGAUGUCACUCGACGUCUAGAUAGCUUAGAAAAGCUAGUGGUUGAACAGCGAGGUGGCCCACCUCCACACCCUGCUGCUGAUUCCGUACCCCACCCUCUCAACACCAAUAUUACACUGGAACCUUAUCCCGUUGGCUUUAGGAUACCACAACUUGAAACUUAUGAUGAGACGAAGGACCCCGAUGAUCAUCUACAUGCUUUCUACUCUUGCAUGCAAGCCCAGAACGCCUCUGAUGCGUUGAUGUGCAAAAUCUUUCCCUCUACCCUUCGAGUAGAAGGUUGGUCAGGAAAACCACUUCCGAGCUGAUGCGAGUUUUUUUUUUUUUGCACAGCAAAAGGUAUUUGAUUAUAUAGGGUACAAGGGGUACUCCUGCCCAUAAUACACAAACAAGGAAAAU
Messenger RNA from Rubroshorea leprosula, 924 nucleotides. Lineage: Eukaryota; Viridiplantae; Streptophyta; Magnoliopsida; Malvales; Dipterocarpaceae. The record is from the annotation of a GenBank genome assembly.